GUUUGGCCUGCUAAGCUUCCCUUACUUUUGGAUUGGGUUAUACGGAUACGGGUGCCCUUGUGAGAAGUCAUAGAGAGGACAGCAGGGACAGAGUGCGAUCGAAGAGCCUGCAUCAUGAGAAAUUAUCGGGUUCUAGGGCAACAACUGCUGAGAACCUUUUCCAGCUCCAGCCGGAAACAGAUUCAGAACCGGGUGCUUGAAAAACAGAAGAUAUUCCAGGCAGACAAUGACCUACCUGUUCACCUAAAAGGAGGAUCAGGAGAUGCCAUUUUGUACCGAAUUACAAUGGGAAUCUGCAUUGCAGGGACCUGUCUUUCAGUCUUCCAGUUGUUCGAAGCAGCUCAGCCAAAGAAGGUGAAAUGAAUUAAACAGGACUGAAGAGCUCAGGAAGAAAACAUUUAAAUUAAAAUGCAAGGCUUCUGUA
Molecule: messenger RNA, 424 nt
Organism: Xenopus laevis (African clawed frog)
Lineage: Eukaryota; Metazoa; Chordata; Amphibia; Anura; Pipidae
Gene: cox7a1.L
Product: cytochrome c oxidase subunit 7A1, mitochondrial
Exons: 4
Coding region: 115-363 (82 amino acids)
Source: RefSeq, a predicted model, not a curated record